AUGGCCGCCGCUCACACCCUGCUCCUCCUUCCCCUGCUCCUGGCCUCGGCCUGACCAGUGCCGGCGGACCUGAAGAACGCCGACGGGAACAAGAUCUGUGCCCAGCUAUACACCGACAACAGUCCCUACUAUGCCCAGUGCUGCGGGGGCAGCGUGCUGCAGGUUCAGCCCAGUGACGACGUACUAAUACCCUUUGGCUGGAACAACAAGGUCUCCUCCCUGGUGGUGGUGCCGCAGUGCGAGCUCAGCAUCUGGUCCAGGAUGGGCAAGGAAGGCUACAGCCGCAAGUUCAAUGGCGGGGUGGUAAAUCGGCUGCAGGAGAUCAAGAAGGGGCUCCUGGGGGACUGGGACAACUCCAUCUCCGCCUACUACUGCAAGUGCAACUGA
Messenger RNA from Chelonoidis abingdonii (Abingdon island giant tortoise), 387 nucleotides. It is a transcript of the gene SYCN, whose product is annotated as syncollin. The record is from RefSeq and is a predicted model, not a curated record. Gene Ontology annotation, biological process: exocytosis. Lineage: Eukaryota; Metazoa; Chordata; Testudines; Testudinidae. Gene Ontology annotation, cellular component: secretory granule membrane.